GGCUACGAGGCGCCGACCCCGAUCCAGUGCGUCGCCCUGCCGGUCGCCCUCUCCGGCCGCGACAUGAUCGGCAUCGCCGCGACGGGCUCCGGCAAGACGGCGGCGUACGCCCUCCCCCUCCUGACGCACGUGGCGCACCAGCCGCACCUUGCCAAGGGGGAGGGGCCGAUCGUCCUCGUCGUCGCGCCGACGCACGAGCUGGCCGAGCAGAUCGUGCGGCAGGUGCGCAAGCUGGGCAAGGGGGUCGGCGUGCGGUGCGCGGGUCUCUUCGGCGGCGUCUCCAAGUUCGAGCAGUUCAAGGAGCUGAAGGGUGGUGCCGAGGUUGUGGUUGGGACGCCGGGCCGGCUGCUCGAGAUCCCCUCCCCUCCCCCCCUCCCCCUCCCCCUCCCCCUCCCCCUCCCCCUCCCCCAGGUGCUCCCUUCGGAGGGUGCCAAGUGGGGUUGGCUCUCGACUCGGCUCGGCACCCUCACCGGCCGCUGCUCCCCCUAUCUCCCCCAUACCUCCCCCAUACCUCCCCCAUAUAGGCUCGGCCACCUCACCGGCCUCGGCUCGGUCCUCGUCUUCACGUCGACCAAGGCGGCCCCCCCACCCUCCCUCACCCCUCGACACUCCCCGCAAGCCACUCCUCUCCCUCCCCUCUCCACAAAGGCUCUCCCUCCCCUCUCCACAAUAAUUAUCAUUGACAGGAAUCCUCCCCCUCCCCUCGCCACAAAGGCGGGGUCCGAGGCGCUCGCCCGCCGGCUGAGCGAGCUACCUGGUUGGACCUCGGCUAGACCUCGACUCCCUCUCAUCCACGGCGACACGACGCAGGCGGAGCGGAACGAGGCGCUCUCGCGCUUCAAGCGCGGGGCAGCGCCGAUCCUCGUCGCCACCGACGUCGCCUCGCGCGGGCUCGACAUCCCCGCCAUCAAGACAGUCGUCAACUUCGAGGCGGCCAAGCGACUCGACGACCACACGCACCGCAUCGGCCGCACGGGCCGCGCCGGCGCCGAGGACGGGACCGCGUACACGCUGCUCACGCGCAAGGAGGAGGACGCCGCCCGGGCUGUCGGGCGUAGUUCAGGGAAGAACACUCCCCUCCUGUCUCUUGCAGGCGGUCGCGUACGCUGGCGUGGUCAACUGCUUGGUCGAUGGGCGGUUGGGCACGGAGUACGGAUCCUGGUCGAAGGACGCCCUGUCAUCCGCGACCGCGCUCAUCUGCAUGGUCAUGAUGUCCUUCUCACUGACGCUCUUCAAGGCGCCCGCCGCAUUGAAUUCCUCUGGCCUCUGCUCACCCGCUGCCACCCACCACAAACGUAUCCCCGGGCGCGACUCAGCCUACCGUGGUCCCCACCCACCCACAGCUGGUGA
Emiliania huxleyi CCMP1516 is the source of this 1350-nucleotide messenger RNA. RefSeq lists its product as hypothetical. The transcript has 6 exons. The record is from RefSeq and is a predicted model, not a curated record. The annotation marks the transcript as partial. Lineage: Eukaryota; Haptophyta; Isochrysidales; Noelaerhabdaceae. Gene Ontology annotation, molecular function: nucleic acid binding; ATP binding.